AUGGCUGCUUCAUCUUUAGCUUUUCCAUCUCUCCACCACCUGAAUCUCUCAUCGGAUAUACCCAAACGUCAACGCGCCACCAGCGUCACCCUCAUCACCGCCGUCACCAGAGACUCUGUUCCACCGCUUUCUGCCACAUCUGCUGAUAUAGCUCCCACCGUCAGCGGCAACUCCCCCACCAAUCUCCCCCUCCGGCAAAUCCCUGGCUCCCAUGGCAUUCCUUUCUUUCAACCACUUAAAGAUCGAUUUGAGUACUUCUAUGGCGCCGGCGGCAGGGAUGAGUUCUUCAAGUCUCGAGUCCAGAAAUUUCAGUCAACGGUUUUCCGUACCAAUAUGCCACCUGGCCCUUUCAUCUCUACUAACCCCAAUGUCGUCGUUCUUCUUGAUGCAAAAAGUUUUCCGACGCUUUUUGAUGUUUCCAAGGUCGAAAAGAAAGAUUUGUUCACCGGCACGUAUAUGCCGUCGACUGAACUCACCGGCGGUUACCGUGUUCUCUCGUAUCUUGAUCCAUCGGAGCCCAAACAUGCUCUGUUAAAAAAUCUCAUCUUUUUUAUGCUCAAAUCUUCACGCACCAGAAUCAUGCCGGAAUUUGAAACAACUUAUACUGAACUCUUCGAUGAACUCGAAGCAGAGUUGGCCCAAAAGGGUAAAGCUCUGUUUAACGACGCCGGAGAACAGGCGGCGUUCCGGUUUCUUGGUCGGGCAUAUAUGGAAACAAAUCCGGAAGGAACAAAGAUCGGAAAAGAUGGUCCGAAACUAAUUAGCACCUGGGUUUUAUUCAAUCUCGGGCCGUUGCUCCGCCUUGGACUUCCUUGGUUCGUGGAGGAGCCUCUCCUCCAUACUUUCCGGCUGCCACCGGUCCUCAUAAAGAAAAACUAUCAGAAACUCUACGAGUUCUUCGAAUCCUAUUCAUCUCCGAUUCUCGAACAAGCUGAAGCUUUAGGGAUUUCAAAAGAAGAAGCGGUUCACAACAUCUUGUUCACCGUGUGUUUCAAUACUUUUGGGGGUAUCAAGAUUUUGUUUCCCAAUACUCUAAAAUGGCUCGGCCGUGCCGGUACGAGUUUGCAUACCCAGUUGGCGGAGGAGAUCAGAGGUGCGAUUAAGACCCACGGUGGAGGGAAGGUGACGAUGGCGGCGAUGGAACAGAUGCCGUUGAUGAAGUCCGUCGUCUACGAGUCUCUCCGGAUCGAACCUCCGGUGGCACUGCAAUACGGGAAAGCCAAACGCGACUUGACGAUCGAGUCACAUGACGCAGCUUUCAAAGUCAAAGAAGGAGAAAUGUUGUUUGGAUACCAACCAUUUGCGACCAAGGAUCCAAAGGUAUUUGACCGGCCGGAAGAAUUUGUGCCGGAUCGGUUUGUUGGAGAUGGAGAGGAGCUUUUGAAGUACGUGGCGUGGUCUAACGGACCUGAGACAGAAGGACCGACGGCCGGAAACAAGCAGUGUGCAGGAAAAGACUUCGUUGUGUUGAUUACUCGGUUGUUCGUCGUCGAACUCUUCCGGCGGUAUGAUUCUUUCGAUAUCGAGGUGGGUGCAUCUCCGUUAGGUGCCAAAGUCACAUUAACGUCUCUCAAGCGAGCUCGUGUGUGAUUUCAUCCACCGGACCAGAUCGCCAGUGAUUUUCUUAAAAGUUUCCGGUCGGCGAGGAUAACUUGGGAAAUAUAAAUUUGUUUUUGACGUCCAUGUUCAAAAAAUGUAUUUAUGUUUGUUUGUGACAAACAAGCUUUUAGUUGCUAGAAACUAUUGUAAUAUUUUUAUAACGAUGAAACCUGAACAUAUUUGUUACUAUGUUUAUUAGGGGUUGUUUGUUUACU
Cynara cardunculus var. scolymus (artichoke) is the source of this 1814-nucleotide messenger RNA. RefSeq names its product allene oxide synthase. The record is from RefSeq and is a predicted model, not a curated record. The transcript has a single exon. The coding region runs from base 1 to 1590 and encodes 529 amino acids. Gene Ontology annotation, molecular function: oxidoreductase activity, acting on paired donors, with incorporation or reduction of molecular oxygen; heme binding; iron ion binding. Gene Ontology annotation, biological process: jasmonic acid biosynthetic process; sterol metabolic process. Gene Ontology annotation, cellular component: chloroplast envelope; chloroplast thylakoid membrane. Lineage: Eukaryota; Viridiplantae; Streptophyta; Magnoliopsida; Asterales; Asteraceae.